Chanos chanos (milkfish) is the source of this 2723-nucleotide messenger RNA. RefSeq names its product RAS p21 protein activator 4 (gene rasa4). The transcript has 22 exons. Lineage: Eukaryota; Metazoa; Chordata; Actinopteri; Gonorynchiformes; Chanidae. The coding region runs from base 189 to 2612 and encodes 807 amino acids. Gene Ontology annotation, biological process: regulation of GTPase activity; intracellular signal transduction. The record is from RefSeq and is a predicted model, not a curated record.
UUUGCUUGUGAAUCCCAUGGGUUGAGUCGUUUAGUGAAGUCUCUUUUCUGUUCAUAGAGACAGAACGAUGUUCGGAACGUCAUCUUACGCUUUCUCGUCUGUUUUUCGAAAAGGAUACAACUGUCCUUGCCUGUUGAUAUAAGGCUCCACAGCAGUUAAACAUAUCUUCAAGGGUGCAUUUUAGAGCAAUGGCCAAAAGAAGUACACUGUUUAUCAGAAUUGUGGAGGGGAAGAACUUGCCAAUCAAGGACAUAACUGGGAGCAGUGAUCCAUACUGUAUCGUCAGAAUUGAUAAUGAAGCCAUAAUACGGACAGCGACGAUAUGGAAGACACUGUCACCCUUCUGGGGGGAGGAAUACAAUGUUCAUCUCCCUCCCACCUUUCACACUGUGUCCUUUCACGUGAUGGACGAGGAUUCUCUUAGUCGUGAUGAUGUAAUUGGGAAGGUGUCAAUCAGCAAAGAAGCUCUUUCAGCCAAACCCCAAGGCAUAGACGGUUGGAUGAACCUGACGGAGAUUGAUCCUGAUGAGGAGGUACAAGGGGAGAUUCACCUCCAGAUAUCCGUGGUAGGAGAUGGGGACACGCCAAGAAAACUACGUUGCCAAAUUCUGGAGGCUAGAGAUCUUGCCAAAAAGGAUCGCAAUGGGGCGUCUGACCCCUUUGUCAGAGUCAGAUACAACGGCAAAACUCACGAGAGCGCGGUUGUGAAGAAGUCUUGCUAUCCGCGUUGGAACGAGAGUUUUGAGUUUGAGUUGGACGACACACUCCCUGAGAGCCCUUUGAGCGUUGAGGUUUGGGACUGGGACCUUGUCAGCAGAAAUGACUUUCUUGGAAAGGUACUGUUUAAUAUCAACAGACUGCAGUCUGCACAACAAGAGGAGGGCUGGUUCCGACUGGGUCCUGACAAACCCAAACACAGCCAGUACGACGAGGGUACGCUGGGGUCUCUUCGCCUGCAGCUCAAACUCAGAGACGAGACUGUCCUGCCUUCCAGCUGCUAUCAGCCUCUCACAGAGUUACUGUGCCAAUCCGUCGGGCCCCAUCUCAACGGCAACUGGCCAGAUUUGAUCAUGUUGAUUGAUGAGACCACUACCGCUGAGAGUCGACAGGAAGUGGCCAAUAACCUGGUGAAGCUCUUCCUGGGUCAGGGGCUGGUGAAGGAGUUCUUGGACGUUCUCUUUAAGCUGGAGUUGGAUAAGACCACUGAACCCAACACGUUGUUUCGGAGCAACUCCUUGGCUUCCAAAUCCAUGGAAUCUUUUCUCAAAGUCACCGGCAUGCAGUACUUACACAGGCUCCUGGGUCCCAUCGUCAACAGGAUAUUUGAGGAGAAGAAAUACGUGGAACUGGACCCCAAUAAAGUGGAGCUGAAAGAAGCAGGCUGCGCAGGCCUGCACCGGCUGCAGACUGAGGCAGACGUGAUCCAGCAGAGUUCCAGUCUUCUGCAGUCCUACCUUUCAGAGCUGCUCAAUGCCAUCCAGCAGUCGGCCUUAUACUGCCCCCUAGUGUUGUGUCAAGUUUUCCAACAACUCUAUCAACGUGUCCAGGCCCGCUUCCCAGACCCAGAGUACAGGAAGGUGAAGUUUAUCGCUGUGACCAGUUUCCUGUGUCUCCGUUUCAUCUCUCCCGCAAUCAUGUCUCCGAAGCUUUUUCACCUCCGCGAGAAACACGCAGAUGCCCGCACCAGCCGUACCCUCCUUCUGCUGGCAAAGGCUGUUCAGACCAUUGGAAAUCUGGAUACUUUGGCAUGCUGCUCCAAAGAGCCCUGGAUGGUUCCCCUUCAGCCGGCUAUCCAACAGGGCAUCGAUCAGCUCAAAGAUUUCAUUACCAAACUGGUCACCUGUGAAGACACAGAUGACCUCGGCCUGCAGGCUCGUAUGAAUCUGCAGUGUGGCACUAUGGAGAAGGAGGGUUUCCUGUUCCUCCACAGGAUCAAGGAUAAAUGCAUACCGAUGACAUCACCCUUUAAAAAGUAUUAUGUUACCCUAAGCAAAGACACUCUGUCCUAUUCGCGAACGCAGCAUUCUAAGAAGAGCUCUUUCAUUGCUCUGCCGAAGAUCCGAGCGGUGGAGAAGGUGGAGGAGAAGAGUUUUGGCAGUGCCAACGUCAUGCAAAUUAUUUCCAGCGAAGAUUCAGGCCAGCUGGAUACGCUCUAUCUAGACUGCAAGAGUGUGAAUGAGCUGAAUCAUUGGCUCUCUGCCUUGAGGAAAGCAUGCAGUCACAACACAAACACGAUGAGCCACUACCAUCCUGGCGUCUAUAAAGCAGACAGAUGGAGCUGCUGCCACCAAAAGGAGAAGACAGAUCCGGGUUGCGAUAAGACCAGACAUGGGGUAACGCUGCAGGAAUGGUACGACCCGCUGGACCCCGACCUGGAAGCUCAGCUCAUCUACCGGCAUCUCAGCGGAGUGCAGCAAGCCAUGAGGGAGAAAUAUUACGAGUUGAUAAAAGAGGAGGAAGGUGAAGACCCAGAGUUGGAAAAAGGCCAGAAAAGACUGGAUAGCGUGACGCGACUCCUCAGCGUGCUCCGGGACCUCCACGACGCACACGCAGCAGUGGAGGAGGAGGAGCGCUCCAAGAAUAAGAACUUUUUUCUGGAGUUACAGACAUAAGAGGCCGAGCGGCAUUAAAGAGUUGCACGUUUCACGGCGCGUUGGUCAAUCACCGACUCCACCCGUGUGGUUUUAAGGAUGGUAUAAUGAGCUCCUGGAGAUGGUAAGACA